ACCCUCAAUUUAUUUCAAGAUCACACCUUAUAUUUUUUAUUUUUUACUUUUUUACAUUACAUUCUUGUUCUUGAAGUUCUGUAAGAAAUUUAUAACUAUGCCUCGAACUCGAGAAAACCCACCUGCAGUUCGUGUUUAUACAGUCGCUGAUGAAUCAAAAUAUUUGAUAGUGAGGAAUGUUCCAGCUUUAGGGUGUGGUGAUGAGUUGCUCAAAUUGUUUGGCUCUUACGGAGAAGUUGAAGAAUGUAAACCAAUGGAUGCUGAAGAGUGUGAGGAAUACACUGACGUUUUCUGGAUUAAAUUCUGUCUGGUCAAUAAUGCUAGAUUUGCCAAGAAGAAACUAGAUGAGCAUGUCUUUUUCGGGAAUCGGCUUCAAGUAUCUUAUGCUCCGCAGUUUGAAAGCCUUUCUGAUACCAAAGAUAAGUUAGAAGGCAGAAGAAGGGAAGUUCUUGCUCGACUGAACCCUGGAAUUUCUAAAAGACCGAAAACCCAGAACCACAUUCAUUCGGGUGAGCCUUUAUUGCAUGGAACUUCAUCAGAGACCAACAACUAUGCAACCCCUACAGUGAAUCCCAGAGAAAGGGACCUUAAAGUGUCAACAAAUAAUUCUUACCAUCAAGAUUCCUCUCCUAGCAUGUUAGUUACUUCAGACGAGGCUUAUUUUCCAUCUCAAUCGAUGAACCAGACGGUCCAGUUAGUCAGGGAAAAGCUUCAUAAGAUACAAUCAAGUGCUGACCAUCUAGAAGCUGGACUCUCCAAGAAACCACGGGUAGAUAACAGAAGAAGAAUUUGACAGAUUCUUGAGAAGUGGAUGAGCUCUUGACUGAACUGUUAAAUAUCUGGUUUUCAGUUUAGACGCUUUUCAGUCUGCACAAUAGAAAAGAGCUUCUUUGACUUGCAAAGAAAUGCCUUAGACAAAGCCCCAGUCCGCGACUUUUGUGACAGAACUCAGAGUGCUGGAAAACUGAAGUCGAGGUGCCAUAGCGCUAAGCAUGGAAUCCAGUUACUUCAACAUUGCAAGAAAAGUCGUAGUAGUUGAAGGCUUAUAUAAAACCAAAUAGCAUUGAACACAACAGUGAGUCCCGAUCUUUAGAAGUUUUGGAGGUGUGACAGCGACUAUCGUUUCUUCUCAUAAUUUGUUGAGCAAAAUUUCUUGUAUAGAUGAUAGUCUUUUUGUCUGUAAUAGUGACUAAAAUUUCUUUUCA
Messenger RNA from Daucus carota subsp. sativus, 1205 nucleotides. RefSeq lists its product as uncharacterized. NCBI's taxonomy places the organism in Eukaryota, Viridiplantae, Streptophyta, Magnoliopsida, Apiales, Apiaceae. The record is from RefSeq and is a predicted model, not a curated record. Gene Ontology annotation, molecular function: RNA binding. The transcript has 9 exons. Gene Ontology annotation, cellular component: nucleoplasm. The coding region runs from base 98 to 793 and encodes 231 amino acids.